AUGGGAGAUCCUUCGGUGCCCAGGGUGGAGUGUAUCUCUCAGCGAAGAAAUUCUAUUCGCCAUAGCAAGAAGCAUUCUUAUACUGCAUCUGUUUUAUCCUCCUGUCGUCAGCUACGGGAGUUCGCCGAUGGGGGCAAGGGAGUGGUUCUGGAUGGACACUCCUUGGACCUCAGCUCUGUCUUCGCCGUUGCUCACAACGGAAUCCUUGCGUCGAUAAAAGAUGAUAAACAUGUGCUGGAUAGAAUGCACCACAGCGUAGAUCUGCUAAGUCAAAAACUGGCAAACGGCGAAGUCAUAUAUGGUGUUAGCACAGGAUUCGGGGGGAGCGCGGAUACCAGAACCCAUGACUAUGCGACACUACAGAAGGCAUUGAUUCAGCAUCACAAUGCAGCGGUACUACUCCCGAGCGAUCGCGGUUUUGGAAGUUCAGUCCCUAGCUUGCAGCACUUGAAGAGCCAUUGCAUGCCAGUUCCGCUAGUUCGGGCAGCUAUGCUGACGCGUUGUAAUUCACUCUUACGAGGCCAUUCAGCUGUUCGAGUCAAGGUUGUCGAACAUAUCCUCACUCUACUUGCUCAUGGGCUGACCCCAGUGGUACCACUACGCGGCAGUAUAUCGGCUUCCGGAGACCUGACUCCCCUAGCAUACAUCGCGGGCGCAUUGGAGGGUAAUCCGGAUAUCUCAAUGCACAAGGCUGCUGGUGAUGAGAUAAUGCCUGCUGAUGAAGCAUUACAAGAGGCAGGACUCGUACCGUUGGACUUCGGUCCCAAGGAGGGCCUGGGUCUCUUGAACGGCACUGCUUUCAGCGCCGGCGCAGCUGGUCUCGUCCUCUUCGAAGCGAAUCAGCUUGUUCUACUUUCCCAGGUACUCACAGCCAUGGGCACCGAAGCUUUACUGGGCACCAGAUACAACUACCAUCCAUUCAUAGCCGAUGCCCGGCCCCAUGACGGCCAACGGGAAGCGGCAGCCAAUAUCUUCAAGAUGUUGACCGAUUCUAAGUUAGCAAAGAAUCCCACUGAAGGCAGUGAAACUGCCAAUCAUGGAGGAUUGGCACAGGAUCGGUACGCCCUGCGGACGUCGACCCAAUGGAUUGGACCCCAGAUAGAGAAUAUGGCAUUAUCCUUGAAACAGGUUGUCACCGAACUCAACUCCACAACGGACAACCCGCUCCUGGAUCCAGAGGAGGCCCAGAUCCAUCACGGAGGCAACUUUCAGGCAGCAUCGGUCACAUCUGCCAUGGAAAAGACAAUGGGCGCGAUGCAGAUGUUGGGCAAGAUGAUCUUCUCCCAAUGUUCUGAAAUUAUCAAUCCGACCUUGAGUCGGGGUCUUCCUCCCAACCUCAGUGUCGAUGAUCCCAGUUUAUCAUUUGCGUUCAAGGGGGUGGAUAUCAAUAUGGCGUCGUACAUGUCUGAGCUAGCCUAUCUGAACCAUCCCGUCAGUAACCAUGUUCAAUCAGCGGAGAUGCACAACCAGGGUCUGAAUUCGCUAGCCUUCAUUGCUUGUCGUUAUGCUGCGGAUGCCGUGGAAGUUCUGUCACUAAUGACCGCCACAUACCUGUACGUACUCUGCCAGGCACUUGAUCUGCGGGCGCUUCAUUUGGAAUUUGUGAAAGAUGCGCGGGUCAAGGUCGACGAGAUUACAGCUGAGCUUUACUCAUCGACGUUUGGUGCUCGAUUACCGGCAGUGCAAGACGAACUCUGGGAAGAAUUAAUGAAUCACUGGGCACGAACGAGCACCUGUGAUCUCACAGAACGAUGCGAGCUAACCGCAAGCUACUCUGUUGGAAUCCUCCUGAGAUCCUUGGCAGCAGAGAGUAAUCCGGCAAAUAGUGCGCUGACCGGCUUUGAAUCAGCCCAGCAUUGGCAAACCCGAAUAUGCAAUGUUCUAGGACAAAGCUAUGCAGCAGUACGAGAAACCUUUCUCACGAAACAGAUGACCAAGUCAUACCUCUGCAGUGCGUCACGAAGUUUCUACGUCUUUGUCCGAGAGAAACUUGCCGUGCCAAUGCACCGAGGUAUCGCCGACCACCCGACGUAUAAUUUGACGGGACGUCACAAGAAGGAAUGUAUUGGAACGCAGAUUAGCAAGGUGUACACCGCUCUACGAAAGGGUGAAUUCCAAGAUGCUCUGCUCAGCUGUUGGUGA
Messenger RNA from Aspergillus pseudonomiae, 2142 nucleotides. Its product is annotated as L-Aspartase-like protein. Gene Ontology annotation, cellular component: cytoplasm. Gene Ontology annotation, molecular function: ammonia-lyase activity. The coding region runs from base 1 to 2142 and encodes 713 amino acids. The transcript has 2 exons. The record is from RefSeq and is a predicted model, not a curated record. Gene Ontology annotation, biological process: L-phenylalanine catabolic process. Lineage: Eukaryota; Fungi; Ascomycota; Eurotiomycetes; Eurotiales; Aspergillaceae.